AUGUCAUCAUUUGGAUUAUCAAUUUCAUCAAUUGGUUUAUCAAUGUUAUAUGAGAUAUUAGUAGCAGAAUCGAAAUAUGAAUGUAGAGGUGUAGAAUAUAGAUCAAGAUUAAAAUCGGUGUAUAAUCAAAUGUUAAGAGAACAUGAGAAUCAUCAUGAGCCGACAUAUAAAUUAACAAAACAAUGUUUUAAUAAAUAUAUUGAAGCACUUGGUGAUUCUGUACGUGUAUUAGAUCCUACAGAAAUACAAUCUACUGAUUUAGAACUUUGUUAUGGUAUACAUCAAUAUGUGUUUCCAAAGAUUCCUGAAUUUACUUUAUUGGAUUUCAAAUUUCUUGAUCGUUGGAAUAAAUUCUAUAAUGUCUUACCAGCACAAUUUAAACAAACUGAACGUCGUAUAAAACGUAUGAAUGAAAAACAAAAAACUUAUCAAAUGAUUAAACGGAGAUAUAUUAAAGAUUCUGAUUCUUCUUCUGAAUCUGAUGAAUCCAAUAUUAAAUCUAAUGAUCCUAUACUUAUUACUGAACAUGAUUUUUAUACUUUAGAGUCCUCCGUAACGGUGACUGGUCCACCAGACAGUACUAACGAUAGUAAUAGUACUAAGGGAGCUAAUGAGGAUACUAGUACAGUUGUACCAAGCACCGUAACUAAGAAUACCACUACUAAGGAUAUUAAGGAUACUGAGGGUAUUACUGGUAAGGAUACUAAAGAUAGUGAGGAUACUAAUACUAAGGAAGCCCCUUUUGGUGCUGGUACAGUUGGAGCAAGCACCGUUACGGAAGAACAUAUAAAUAUAGAUGAGAAUAUGGAUAUAAUAGAUAGUAAUAUAAUAAUACCAAUAUUAACAAAUAAAGAAGUAGAAAUAAAUGAAGAAUCAAUAGUAUUUGGUAUGAUGGAUGAAGAAAAAUUAAAUGAUUGGGUUUCUACCACUUCAUUUGAUAAUUAUUUACAAUUAUUUAAACUUAUUUAUCAUUAUGAUAAUACAUUAGAUUAUUUUAAUACAGAAAUUAAUUCUUCCGUUACGGUGACUGGUCCACCAAACAGUAAUGGACCUGAAGUUACCAGUAUGGAUACCAGUACUAAGGAUCCUAUUGGACCAAGCACCGUAACUCAGGGAAAGGGAGCUAAUUUUAUGGUUACAGAGUGUACUCCUGGAAAGAGAGCUACUGGUACAGUUGGACCAAGCACCGUUACUCCUGGAAAGAGAGCUAAUAACACUUUUAGUACUACUCCAAAGGGAGCUAAUUCUAUGGGUACCAAGUGUACUACUACUAAUAGUACCAAUAGUAGUAAUAGUAGUAAUAGUAAAUAUGAUAUGUUGGAUAUUAAUGAUUUUUAUAAAAAGAGUAAUCCAAAAGUAUUAUCAAGUAAUUUUAUACAUAAUCUUGAUCAUUUUGAUCCUAAUUCUAUCUAUGGUAAUUAUUAUUUACCUAAUUCUUCCGUUACGGUGACUGGUCCAACAGCUACUACUGUUACUGAAGUUACUAGUACUAAUAACAUUACUACUACUCCUACUGGAGCAAGCACCGUAACUGAGGGAAAGGGAGCUAAUUCUACAGCUAUGGAGUGUACUAAUACUAAGGAUUCUAAGGGAGUUAAUACUAAGGAAACCCCUAUCGGGGUUGAUGAUGAUGAAGUUGAUGAGGAUACUUCUAUUGAUGGACCAAGCACCGUAACGGAAGACACCGUAAUGGAAGAAAUAUAUAGAAUAAAAAGUUAUAGUAUAAAUUUUAUGGAAGUGAAUACGAAAUAUUAUUAUAAUUCAAGAGGAUUAUUUGAAGUACAUAGUAAUGCAUAUAUAAAAGAACCAUUUAUAUCACGUAUAAUGAAAGGAAAUAUAGAACAAAAUACAGGAUUAUAUCAAGAAUUACAAUUAUUAUUAAAGAGAAUCUUUUCAUUGAAACGGAAAAUAACAGGAAAUUGUCUAAUUUGUUCAGGUUGGAAUUUAUUACAUGGAAUUGCAUUAACAUUUUGUGAAUAUUGUGAGGAUAAAAUUUAUAAUUCUGAUCCAUCGAUUUUAUUAAAAAUCUAUGAAAUACGAAGAUAUCUUGUUUCUACAGUAUAUCCAAUUGUAGGAUAUAAUUAUAAUACUACAAAUCUUUUCAUUAAUAGUGAAUUAAUUAAAGAUUGGGAACAUCAAUUAAAAUUACAAAAUGUCUCUAUACAAUCAUUAAUUAAUGUCGGUUCUACUUUUCCUAAAGCUUCUUUACAUGAUAGUCGUUUUCUACCCAAUCCUAUUCUAUUACCUUUUAAUAUCUGUAAUACUAUUAAUACUUUUCAAUUCCCUAAAAUUAAUCACAAUACUAUAACUAAUAGGGAUAUAUUGGAUAGUAGCCGUAUAGUGGAUAGUAGCCGUACAGUAGAUAGUAGGGAUUCAGUGGAUACUGCAGAUAGUAUGAAUACUGAGGAUCCAGUGGAUAUAGAAAAUGAUAAAGAAAUGGAUAUAGAAUAUAUUAAAUCAGAAAUAACAACACCAAAUAAUUAUACAUCUUCAAAUAUCAAUAAUACUCACAGUAUCCACAGUACUAGUGUCCAAAGUACUAGUAGUCUAAGUAGUACCCAGAGUAUUAAUAGUAGCACCAGUAGUACUAGUAGUACUAGUACUAAUAGUAUGAAUAUGAUAGGAUAUAAUUUGAUGGAUAUAAUAAAUUAUAGACGUAAUUAUAGAGGAAAAUUGUUAAAUGAUUUCUUUGAGGAUAUUUAUAAUAAUUAUCAUUCCAAACUCAUUUCACAACGUUCUAAUCAACUUAUUAAUCAUUAUAAUUAUAUAAUUAAAUCUGGUCUAUUACCAUCUACACCAAAUGUUAUUUUAAAUAGUAAUUUUGAUGGAGAGAAUACUAGUACAGUUGUACCAAGCACCGUUACUCCUGGAAAGGGAGCAAAGGAUAGUACUAAUAGUGUUGAUACUAAUACUAAGGGUAAUAGUAGUAAUAGUGAGGGAGUUGGUGAGGGAAGUGGUACAGUUGGAGCAAGCACCGUUAUGGAGAAUAAAAAUAUGAAAGAAUAUUAUGAUGAAAAUGUAUCAUAUAUAUUAAGUAGAUUACCAUUAGAUAAUGAUUUAAUAAAGUUAUCAUUUUAUCAUCGAGGGAUUUAUUUAACAAAAUCAAAUAAUCUUAAAACAUUCAAUUUCAUACAUAUUGCCAAAAUUUUUGGUUUCCAUUUUCAUAAUACUAAUGGAGUUAGUAAUAGUACUGUAGAUGGUAAUGGUACUAUGGGUACUGUAGAUACUAAAGGAGUUAAUACUAAGAGUACUGAUGAUGAAGAAAUAUAUAAUUGGCAUGAAAUAUUAUAUCGUAAUAUAAAUAAAGAAAAUUAUCUUAUUAAUAAUCAACAAUUAUAUAAUUAUAAUCUUAUUCAUUCAUUCAUUAAUCAAACACUAAAUACUGAUACAAUGGAUAAUACACUAGACACAGAUAUGGUUAUUGAGGAUAAUACAGUUAUACCAGGUACCAGUAAUACUGAGGAUACUACUAGUGGUGUAUCAGACACCGUAAUGGAGGAUAAUACACUAGAUAUAGAUAUGGAUAUUGAAGAAAACAGUAAUACUAAUGGUACUAUGGGAAAGGGAGCUAAUGGCACUUUUGAUACUACGGGAAAGGGAGCUAAUUCUACAGCUAUGGAGUGCACUAUUAAGGAUAUUACUGGCCGUGAACCUGCCCCCGUUACGGAUGACACCGUAAUGAAGAAUAUAAUAGAAGAAUUAUAUGAAAAAGAAUUAUUACAAAAUAUGCAUACAAUUAUAUUAAAAAAUUUUAUUAAUACACGUAAAUUGAAGAUUGGAUAUCCAACAAGUUUAGAAAUGUAUAUAUUGAAUAUACCAGAUUCAAUAAUGGAUUGUAAUAUGUAUGAUGGAAUUGGUAAAGGUUUUUCAUAUUCAUUAGAAAAUAUUAUAUAUAAUCUUGCAUUAUUAAGUUCAUUCAUUAAAAUCGGUACCGUUAAUAAACGUAAAAAAUACUACAAAUCCAUCUAA
Theileria annulata is the source of this 3969-nucleotide messenger RNA. RefSeq lists its product as uncharacterized. Lineage: Eukaryota; Apicomplexa; Aconoidasida; Piroplasmida; Theileriidae. The coding region runs from base 1 to 3969 and encodes 1322 amino acids. The record is from RefSeq and is a predicted model, not a curated record. The transcript is spliced from 2 exons.